This is a messenger RNA of Drosophila bipectinata, 10264 nucleotides long. RefSeq lists its product as uncharacterized. The record is from RefSeq and is a predicted model, not a curated record. Lineage: Eukaryota; Metazoa; Arthropoda; Insecta; Diptera; Drosophilidae.
UCAGUCGACUUCCGCCACGAAACGCGUUCGGACGUGCCCUGAGCUGACCAAGAGUGUUAGUAAAAACUACCAGCCACUCCAGAAACCCGGCACGACGAUUAACUGAAUGGCUUGAUAAUAUUUUUUUCACGUGUGUUUCGUGUGUUUUUUGUGUUUUGUUUAUGUUCUCGUGCGUUUCUGGCUAUCGGUGGUUAAAAAACCUCUUUUGCAUAUUGUCUUUACUUUUUAAUUGUUGUUGUUGAUGUUGAUAUUGUGCAACAUCAGUGGCGCGUAACAACCCCCUGAAAAGGGCGCAAGUGUGUGUGAGCGAGUGGUGAGUCCUGGGCCACAGGAUGCGCUCGACUGCCCCGCGACCGGUCCGCACCUGUCGCCCCUCCUGAGUUUCCAGCGACAAGUGCCUUCGAGACAAUAACGAGAUAUAUUUUCACAGUGUGUGAAAAAAGUAUCUUAAUUUAUGCAAAGCGCGGAAAAGUCAGCUCUUGGUGGAGAGCGGGUUGGUGGAAACCUGUUGGGUUGGUGGGAAAACCCGGUGGCAGAGACUCCCACAAGUGGCAACGGAUCGUGGAUUAAUAGCGAAGGCAUUCUUGACAAGAAAAUACACGAUAAGGGAUAAAGAGAAAGAGGAUAUUCCAAAAAAGAAGUGCGGAUAUUUAAAAAAAAAAAUUGAAAGUCAGAGACCCAAAACAGAGCUUUUAGAAUUGAACUUCUCGGAUUUUUAUUAAUUUAAAAAAAAUCAUCAAGAGAAAAUGUAUAAAACUAAAAAUUGCGUUUGAGUCGGAUAAAAGACUUAUAAUAAAGAUAAAAUUUCAAGUGUUGUGCCUAAAAAGAUGAAGUUCAAAAAAUAACACACAGACAUUUUUUUCUUUUUUAAUUAUUAAAUGAAAAAUACUUAAAAGACUUUAUUGAAACCAUUUCUUCAAUUGGCUUUCUUCCAAAUAAAUAACCAAACCAAUAAUUACUUAGAGGAGAACUUUAAAUAAAAAAACAAAAACUCCUUCCUUUCAACAAUAAAAUCCAAAUAAAAACUGCAAAUGCAAUUGAGCAGAGCCUAAAUAAAAAUUAAAAGAAAGUCAAUAAUUUUCCCACAGUGGAGCUGAUCUAAUGGCCUACUACCGGCGAUCAUGCUAAUUGUUGACAUGUUGACUUUGGCAUUGGCAAAUGAGCACAUGAUACAUGCAAAUUGCAAGAGCAACAUUGGCAGUACAAGCGGCUUCAUCGAUGGUUCUGGCCAAAUGGGAAAAAUGACGGCAACGACGCUGGCCAACACAGGCGGCGGUGGACUAGGCCAGAAGCCGAGCGAUUUCGGCCAUUUUAAAUGCGAGACACGCAGCUCACGCGAUAAUGUUGCGGCCGUUGCUGCCACCGCUGUUGCUGUUGAUUCCGAGGCGCGCCAGCAAUGUUUGUUGUUGCAGGAUGGGGGAGGAGCAGGAGGCGGGGGAGUCAUAGAGGCAUGCCACUCGGCGCGUGCGCGUGCUGAAUACACUGACAAUGGCAGUGACAACAAUGGCAACAACAGUGGCGACAAAGGCAGCUCGGCAACGGAAGUGGCCACGAAAUGCGAGUACGCGCAACUCGAGCGUGAGAGUCGUGAAAAGCAAAGACGAAACCAGAGCGUGAGCGCAGGCGCAGGUCAGCAACCACCCAAUGUGACAACUGGCAGCAGCAACAGCAACACGGGCAGCAACAACAACAACACAAGUAGCAAUGGAAAUGGUAGCAGCGCCUGCUCAAUACCUACAAUUGGCAGCGAGCUUUUCAAAGCCAACCUUGUGGCAGCAGCAGCAGCAGCAGUCGUCGCAGCUGAGCAGCAGAGGCAGCAGCUACAGCAGCAGCACCAGACCCAGCACCAGCAACAUCAAUCGUUUAACAGCAAUCAAGCCACGGAUUCUGGUCAAAAUUUCCAAAGAAGUUUUAUAAUCGGUGAAAAUCGAAAAGAAAAGCCUUGCAAUCACAAGGAAACAACGACAACGAACAGUGACCAGCUGGAAAUCUGGCCAGAAGAGUCCGUGGAAAGUCGGGAAAAAGCUGCGCGACGUACAGAAAAAUUGUGUGUGCAAAAACCCCAGCCAGACAACGGAUUGCUGGACGAAUUUUUUUUACACUCAUGCAGUGAAAAGAAUGUGCAAAUAGUUAAUUGUGAUUCGUUGGGCGAAGGGCCAAGUAUCGCAGGCCCGUCAUACCUCAGUCGAGAAACAAAAAGUGGACCCAGCUCGGAGGUGGGGCAGGCGCCAUUGUCAUUGCCACAGAAAAGCUAUAGCAGCAGCAGCACCACCACCACCCCCACCAGCGUCACCUCGUGUAGCACCACCCAGACUUUAGAUUCGGGUGCGGAAUCGGAAUCGGAUUCGGGCUCGGAAUCGGAAUCCAAAGCCUCGAAGCCUCCCAGCUGCUGCUGGGAUGUUGCUGCUGUCACUGAAAGCAAGUCUGUUGUUGUUGGGGCAGCUGUGCUGGGUUACGUGAAACUAGCAACAUGCAAUGACAGUAACAACAACAUCGAGCAGUCCAAGCAUCCUUUGGCAGCAACAUCAUUAGAGCAGGUUCAACCAGAGAAGCUAAUUGAUUGCAUUGAUUCCCUGUCUGGCAAUAUUGACAUUGCUCCUGCAACAGGAACUGAAAUUGCAACCAGCAACAGCAGUAGCAGCAACAACAGCAACGAGCAGGACCUCAUUGAUUUUGAGAGCGAUUUGGGUGAGGACUUUGUGGCAAGUCAGAGGUUGAAACGCCUGCAAUACAAUUUUCAGGGACGCGUGGCCACCAACAACAGUGGCAGCAACAACAUCGAUUGUGUAAAGGCAUCCUUGAGACCAGGACAACAGCAACAAACAAUAAGCAUAACAAAGGAACUACCCCCAGAGUUAGCUUCGAGUCAUCAAGGGACGGGGAAGUACCUGCAACCCAACCAGGACAAUAAGACACCCGAAAGACCUGCAACAGCACCAGUGAGGACACCAGCCCCACUAGGCUCCAGUGCCAUUCAAUUAAAUGUAAAUGCACAAGUACAUCGGAUACCAAACGAAACUGAAAAUGGAAACGGCAAUGGAAAUGAUAAUGAAAAGCUAGAAGGCAGACGAACAGCUGAACAAUUGUCACAUUUGCUGAAUUUGGAAAAGGAUUCGCCACUGCGCAGGUGCGAGAGAGAAAGGACUGGCGAAGCAGAGAGAGAAGAGGCGAGUGCUGGCGAGCGAGAGGCACAAGCUAAGGAAAAGUGCGACCAAGUUGUAAUCGAAAUCGAAACGGAUUGUGAGGACAACCACGUCGUCGUAGCCAUCCCCGUCGAUCCUGAGCCCGUGAAGAGCGCCUUUGUGGCCAAAAGCGGCUACGCAGGACUCGAGGAGGCACCUCUGCCGCUUAGCGAAUUCGAUGUGCAACGCUUCCGCGAAUAUCUAAAGGCUGCCCGGCAGCUGCAAUGGAAUAGUAUUCAUCCGGCGGAUAGCCAAAAGUUCCAAUGCUACGACGAGCUACUGGCCGAGUUUGUAAGUGAACAGCAAUACUACCAGGACUGUGACUACUAUCAGGAUAUCGAGGAUAACGACGGCAACGAGGAGGACUUUGAGAUACACACCGAUAGCGACAGCGACACCUGCCAGUAUCAUGAGUGCCUAGUCAGCCAGGUCAGCAGCCACCAACAGCAAGCAUCAGCCAAUCACUGUCACACUCAGACACAAACAACGACCACAGAGGGCCUGGACUUGGCAGCUCCUCCCCCACUUUCGCCUCCACCUUUGAAUCCCUUACUAGCCGAUCCCGUUUAUCUGUCCAAGAUGCGCGAGGUCAACGGUCAGCUGCGCGGUCUUCUCAAGAAGCCGAACCGGCCGCCGCCCGCCCGCAAGAACCGCGUCGUCUUCGACGAGACUCGCAACGAGUUCUUCGAGGCGGACUACAUUAUCCUUAUCCGGGAAGACUGCGCCUACGACGAGGAGGACGAGGAGCCCUGCACCUGCGGGGAGCACGAGCUGGUGCGUCUAUGCUGCGAGGAGGGCUGUCAGUGCAACUAUGCCGUCAAUCCCGCCGAGGCCGGCGAUGGCCGGACGCCACAGAGCCCCAAAUACCAGCCGCCGAUUGAGUUCGUGGACGACGCCGCCCUUAGUCCGCCCGACGGCUACAAGGACAGCAGUCUGAAGAACACGCUGGGCGGCGCUCUGAGCGGCCACAUCUUCGGGGCCCAACACCUGCAACAGCUGCAGGUUAUUCAGCGGUUGCAGCAGCAGCGGGCUGCGAUGCUGGCCGCUCGCAACAGUGCCGGCGGACAGAUACCUCCUCCGCCCCCGCCCGUUGGCAGUGCCCAGCAGCAGCAACAGCAGCAGCAACAACAGGCGCAGCAACCUCAUCAUGGGACGAUGCAGCAGCAGCCGACGGAGGAGGACAUCCAGGGGGUCUGCACCGAGUGUGCUGAGUGCGCCGAGUGUGCUGCCAAGCAGCUCCAGGAAGCAGAGUGCAGUUCCCCUCAGUGCCCGGAGGAGAUGACGCCUCUUGGAGUACCAGCCGUGGCCCUCUUGCCCAUUCACACCAGUUCCCCGGAGCGACGCAUCACCCAGAAGGAGAUCAUCGCCGGGGAGGAGCGACCCAAGUACGUUCUGCAGUCCCAGUACAAGCCAUCGCCGACAGGAGUGACCGAGCGUCGGAUCAUCCGGGAGGCGCAAGAGGACGUCACUACCGCCGGUUCGGUGCCAGGUGGGGUUGCCACUACCACCUCUGAGUCCGGAGUCGCCGCCAGUGGAGCGUCGGAAGUUCUGCCUCCGGCGCUCCCAGCCAAGGCAAGUGCAACAGCAGCUGCCGCUGCCGCCGCCGUAGCAGCCUCAUCGGGAUCUGGUUCCGGUUCAGGUUCAGGAUCGGAGCCGCAGGUCGAAGCCCAGAAACCGCCCCCCAUACCGCCCAAGGAGACCUCGCCCACGCAAAUCAGCGGCAUCCUGAAGGGCGGCAAGCUUUGGAAGCAGGACUCUAUUUCACAGCAAUCUGAUGACCAGAACAACACCACCUCAGAGGACGAGAGCGGAGCCACAAAGCGUUCCGUGCGAUUCGUAACCGAGGAUCAGGCCAAUGCCGGAACCGAUAGUGAUGCCCAAUCCCUCGCCGGUGAGCUGGACGACAGCGAGAACCAAAUCAACGAGCUGAUCCCGAUCAAGAAGCACUCCACGUUGUUCAACAAUGCCCUGCGUCCUAAUUCUGCGGUGCGCCAGCUGUUCCCCAGCGUUUCGGCCCAGCAGGCUCCGGUUCUUACCUCGGAGGCUCUCCGAGCCUUCGAUGAGUCCAAGCGGGCCGGGUGCCUGGUCACCCAUUUGCCGGGAAGCUGCGGGGACUCGGAUACUCUUCGUCGCAGCAUGGAGAGGAAUAUAUUGCGACGAUCGUUGAUCAAGAAAAAGGCCGUCAAGUCGGAUAUAUCCUUAGAAGAACGCAUCAAACAGUUGACCUGCGACAUAGACGAGGAUCUGGCCGAGGAACUCCAAAGGGCGGUGGACGAAGACGCCGAGGCCGGCGAAAGGGCUGCCGAUGAGCUGGCUCAGAGGGAUAGUCCUGCCGGUGAGGAGAAUCCCAACCCCGUGCCAGGAUCUGGCGCCGGACAAAAGUUUAUGAACGGCGAGAAGAGCUUCUCGCCGAGCAGCUCCGUGUCCAGCUCCUCGAGCGGAUCGUCGGCCUACAAGAAGAUAGCCGACAUAUUCAAUCGCGAGAAAAAGCAGGAAAAGAUCAUGGAAAUGGAAGAGAAUCCCAUAGUGAUUAUCCCACAGGAGUGCCGUUGCCCGGCUGCUCCGGACUUGGGCAUGGGCAUCCAGGUGCCAGUCGUUCAUACGCAAAUCCAUCGCACGCCGCCCCGUCAGACGGAGCAAAAGCGCCAAUUCUUGUCCUCCACUUUGGCGCCGCUAACCGCCUGUGUGGCCGGCAACAAGGACGACCUCUCCUCGUACUAUACCCUGGCGGCUGCUGCUGCCGGUCACCCGCAUGCCCAUGGCCACGCCCAUGCUCAUGCUCAUGCCGCGCACUAUGCUGCCGCCGCCGCGUCAGCGGACUUUAACAUGAGUCAGCUUUUGGGGGCAGCAGCUGCGGCAGCCGCCUCCGGAGAUCCGGCGGCCCAACAUGCCGCCGCAAUGGCUGCCCAGGGUUUGGCCCAGGGACUGGGUGCAUCCGGAGGCGCCUUAACCGGCGGCGAGGAAGUGCGCAAGGUGGCACCGGACGUAAUUGCUGGAACACCGGGCCAAGAGGCGGCCGGUCGGGCGGAGCAGGACGAACUGGCAGCCUUCGCCCAGGCGGAGUCGAAGCGAACGGAGCAGCUAAAGAAGCGAUACACCGGCGCGGAUCCCUCCCAGUCCCAGGCCAGCAGCGACGACGAUGAGCAAAACGACUACGGGUUCAACAAGAGGCCAUCGGUACGCGGGAUCAAGCCCAAGUUCAGCUCCACCAACGAGAUUCUGGCCCAAAUGCAGGAGCAGCUCACGGCGGCCAUUCCAGCCACUGUGGUUAAUAGUCAGCCAGUGCCACAGGCCGUCAAGUCCUAUGCCAUGCCCAACACUCUCAAGCAAAACCCCUCGCCGCAGAACGUACCACAACAACAGCAGCAGCAAAUGCAACAACAGCAGCAACAGCAGAUGCAGCAGCAACAGCAGAUGCAGCAGCAACAGCAGAUGCAGCAGCAAAUGGCUGCCGCCCUUCAAAAGACGGAGCAGCGAACGUGGAGUUUCUAUAGUGAGACCGGCGAGCAGCAGCGGUUCCCCAUGGAUGCGGCUGCCAUACAACAGACCUACUACCAGACCCUUCCCGCCGGCACCAUGUUCCGCCAGACGAUGAUCCAGCAGGGCGCGGCCACAGCUGCCGGCGGCUCAGGAGGGCCGGAUGAUGCAUCGCUUCUCUACGCCGCCGCUGCCGCAGCCGCGGGCCAGAAUUGCCAGAGUAUGACGGCGACAGCGACGGCCACGGCCAUCGAGCAGAGCAAGCACAGCGCGGCCAGCUACAGCAGCCACUUUGCCCGGAGCCCCACCAGGCGGCCGGAGUCGCCGCCCCCUCUAAGGAACUACCACCAGACCAUGGUGCUCAUCCCGUACAAUGCGGAGACCUACUCCCAGUUCGCCACCAGCAGCAGCGUUGACCCCAAGCUGGCUCACAUCCAGCGACAGAACAUUCUCGAAUACCAGCAGGUCACCCAACAAACGAUCCGUGUGCCCAUUGGUUACGCCCUUCCCGGCAUGCAGCUCCAUGUGGUAAGUGGGCGUGGCCAUGCCGCCCACUAUGGCCAGCACCAGCAGCAACAACAGCAGCAGCACCCGCAACAGCAACAGCAGCAACAGCAACAGCAGCAGCAGCAACAGCAGCAGCAGCAACAACGCCUGAUUGCCGGACACUAUCAGUUCGGGCCAGAGGGGGGCAUGCCGGUGUUUAGCGAGCGCGGAGUGCCGGAGGGAGCAGCUGCCGUGUCGCACAGUGAUUGCAACGCCAUGGUAUCGCCAACAGGAGGAGCAGCAGCAGCAGCAGCUCAACAGCAACAGCAGCAACACCAGCAGCAGCAACAGGCGGCUGCUGCCGCGGUGGCAGCUGCCGGAGGCGGAAUGGGAGUGGCUCAGGCUCAGGGAUCCGUGUAUUAUGCGAUGAAUGUAUGACCCGCGAUGGAAUAGUCGCUGCCAGCGGCGGUCAUCGUCGAGCGCCGCCAGUGUCAACGUGUCGAGUUGUCAGCGACGUCAGUCCAUCUGGGGAGUGGGGGACUGGGCGGGGGUUUUGGCGGCAGAUGAGCUGCCAGUGGAUCCCCGAAAGCCCUCCUGUAAUCCACCCCUCAGCCAAGUGAGAAUGUCCUCGAGUGCGAGUUCCCAUCCGCUGAUUUGAGUUGCCCCUCAGUUGACCCUAGCGAGCGAUUUGCUUUUAUUUUGUCUCUCAUUUAAAGCUAAAAAUAUGUGUAUCCUAAUUGGUAAUCGUACUUCAUGUUAACGUAUGUAUAUUUGUCGUGUUUUAGCCCGGAUCUUGGGCAUCCCAAAAAGAUUUUAUUUAAAGAUAAAGGCGAAAGAUGAAAAUCUAAACCAAAACACACAACCAAACACAUGAAUUUAUUUCAAGCAUAUACAAUGCUAGGUGCUAUGUAUGCAAAAAAAAAAAAGUAAAAGAAAAAAAAUACAUCAUUAAUUUAAAAAAGCUUACACUUACAUAGUACAUAACUUUUUAAAUCACUAUUUUUUUUUGGGUUGCUGUUAACCAUAAAAAAACCGAGUUUUGCUCAAUGGAUAAAGUGCAUUUGAUUUAUAGAUUUUUGUUGGUGUAAGAGCGCACCUAUAUAUAAAAACAUAAACAUAUAUAUGUAUAAAUAUGCGAUUGCUAAACUAAAUUAUACACAAAUUAUAUUGGAUUAUAUUGAAUUGAUAUUACAAAGUAUUUCCAAUGUAGUGCAAUUUGUUGCUAACUCCAAAAGUUCUCUUGACCAAGAGUACUUAAAGAUUGUACACGUAAUAUAUAAAUAUAUCUGAUGAACAUCAAAAUUAUAUAACUAUUUUAGGCAUAGGCUUUAUUUACGACUAUAUGGAUUUUAAAUUUAGUUUAACGCAUUUUUUUUUGUCCUAGCAUUAUGUACAAUAAAUUACGUGUUUUUACAAACGUUUGUUAUGAUUUUGUUAUGCUUAAGAGGUAGUAUAUAGACGUGAAAGGUAUCCUUCCAGAGAAGGAUCUUUAUGUUACAGUUUGUUUUGGUUUCAUUGCAUUCUUCAUCUUCCGAAACAAAAAACCAGUAUGAGAACAAGGGAAAAGAAUUGUUUUAAGAGAUUUGAGAAUAUAUAUAUUCACAUCGCAGGUGGCUCAAAGCGUAGCAUACUUUUUGGCGCUCCAAGGGAUAUUUGAAAUCUCCGGAAACAAUUGCCUCUGUCCAUCUAUCUCUCUCGAGAGUAUUUAGUGCCAAAAACUUUCUCUCUCAGUCACUCCCUGAAACUCCUCAUUCCAACUAGAUUCUAGCUGAUAAAAGUCAAGAGGAAGAUACUAUAUACAAGUCAUGAGAUCAUGGAUAAAAAAUGUUACAUGCUCUAGUAUAUAGGUACAUACAUAGAUACAUAUACAUACAUAGCACAUAAAACCAAAUGAACAAAAAGUAUAUAAUUAUUGUAUUUCAAUUGAGCUAUUGUGUUAAUGUCUAUAACGAAAAUAUUGAAACUAUUGAAAGGAAGGUGACGAAUUAUUGAGUGCAAUACCGCUAGCCGGAAACGGAAGUUGAGAAAAGUAAACAGGAAACAGUAACCUUAAAUAAGACAAAGAACAAAAAACAACAGACAACGCAUUGCAGUGAGACCGCGCGAAAGAGAUAGUUAGAAAUUGUUAGCCAACUAGAAAGAGUCAGAGUCAGAAUAUAUUGAGACGGCGUGCAUAACGAAAAAAUUUAGUCAUAGAUUAAAAAGCGAUUUGAACGAUUAAAGCGAUUAGCUAUAAACGAUAAAAUAAAGCGUGGUUUUAGGUGUUCGAUCAUUAAGUUUUCAGUUUUCGUUUCUGAUUUGGUUCCGCCGAAAAAUUAUUGUGAAACACUGAGAGCAACCAGGAUUAAAAUUGACUAUGAAACGCAGCGCGAUUUGCUUAUUAUAAUUAAUUAAUUAGGAAAGCCAGAUAGCGAGCGAGAAUAAAGCGAUUAAUAAUUAUAUGUAUAUAUACAUAAAGGCAUAUAUAUAUGUAUACAAGGUUAUAUACUAAAUGUUUAUGUAAUACAUAAAUGGCAUUGAACGAAUUCUCAAGCACAUUGCAAAAGACCCCAAAAUUGCAUUACAUGUCCCAAAAAUCUCAAUCGUUUUUUGUGGUUUUGCAAUAAAUAAAUACAAACAAACAAGUGGAAGCCCCAUAAUUUUUUCUAUGCAAAUGUAGUUGAAAAUAUAUAUAUAUACAUACAUAUAUAUAUGAAGAAGCGAUACAAAUAUAUAUACAUAUAUAUUUAGAAACUGAUAGACAGUAUCCUAUUCAAUUGAUUUUGAGUUCUGAAUUUGGCGAACAAGAUCGGAAACAAAAAGAAAAGUGUAUGAAAUAGUAGACUAAGAUCGAAUAUUGAUAUUAACCAUGCAUGACUCUAUGUAUACACAUACAUACAUGUAAUCUCUGGGAGAUUACAAACAAAACGAAGACAAAAUCAACAAAACGUAUAACUCAAUAUAAAAAUUACAUUUACAAUUGUUGAAAGCGAUGGAUCGAACAGUGAAAAUAUCGAGAGAUCACGCGAAAAGCAAAACACGAGUAUAUAACAAAUUUCAACAAAUAUAUGACUGAGCCAGUGACUCAAAAAUACAUUUUAAACAACAAAUGAAAACGAGAAAUAUAUGAGAAAUAAAGA